Notodromas monacha is the source of this 1047-nucleotide messenger RNA. The record is from the annotation of a GenBank genome assembly. Lineage: Eukaryota; Metazoa; Arthropoda; Ostracoda; Podocopida; Cyprididae.
AUGGAUGCACUGUGUGAUUGCAGGCAUUAUCAAGAUGAUCUCAUUAUGCAGCCUGAUGUGCAUAACGAUGUGGUGGCCCCCACUAUCGAGUUUAUGGGGAUUCCUGCAUAUUUGUGUCUUUCUCACGUGGAACGGCCUCGUACUUUACCAUUUCUUCUCAUGCAUUGCAAUUGGCCCUGGGUUCAUUCCUUUGGGCUGGAAGCCGUUUGUGAUAACGCAAAUGGUCUUUCUGCCGAACGAGAAGAAGUUUUGACUGAUUCCGAGGUUUCGCUUGAAGACUGGUAUCGACAAAUUUUGCAGUUCUGUGAGGUGUGUAAGGGAUAUAAAGCCCCAAGGUCCCAUCACUGUCGCAAACGCUGUGUGAUGAAAAUGGAUCAUCACUGUCCGUGGAUUAAUAACUGCGUUGGGCAUUUUAACCAGGGGCAUUUCAUAAACUUUCUUGCAUCUGCAGUUAUUGGUUGUGUUCAUGCCUUCACCAUUUUGAUCAUCUGCAUAUUCCGCUCGAUCAACGUUAGCUGGUAUGUUCAUUAUGGACCUCGAGAUCAACCCAUUGUCCACAUGCGUGUUGUGGGAUUCGUCGGGUGCUUGUUUUCUGCUGGGUUGGCCGUCGGAGUGAUUGUUGCAGUAGGAAUGUUGCUCUACUAUCAGCUUAAAAUGGUUUGGUGCAAUCAGACCGGGAUUGAACAAUGGAUUGCUGAAAAAGCUCGAUGGCGCAGGGAACCGGGUUCUGCCCCUUUCAAGUUCCCGUACGAUUUGGGUUGGAAGAGCAAUCUGGCGCAAGUUCUCUCUUGGAAUUCGGAACCGCGUGGAUGCGGUUUUCUGUGGCCAGUUGUCCCUGGUUGUGAUCAAUUUACUUUUACGAUGGAACAAAUAGCUCAGAAAAGAGCGAAGCGAGAGCGAACGAAGUCGUAUAACGUGAUCGAGGUGUACUCCGGCGCUUGGUUGCCCAUUUUCAAAGGACCAGCCAUUUGUUGUCGGCCUCCCUAUUCUGACGAACCUCGAAUUGCGUUGAAAAUUGGAGACGAGGUUGUCGUAACUAGGUGGAAA